Messenger RNA from Paramecium pentaurelia, 330 nucleotides. NCBI's taxonomy places the organism in Eukaryota, Ciliophora, Oligohymenophorea, Peniculida, Parameciidae. The record is from the annotation of a GenBank genome assembly.
AUGAAUUGCAUUUAUCAUAUUAGAAAUCCAAUUUUGUUGAUAUGCAAAGCUCCUCAUAAGUGCGAAUUCUAAAGGAAACUUUGUGUUGAAUGCCAAUAUGUACAUGGAGUAGAUUUUAAACAUACUGUUCCCAUAAAAAUAUUUCAAGAAAUGGCUAUCAAGAAAUUAACAGACCCCAAGCUUGAUGGUACAUCAGAAUUAACCAAAUAGAGAAUGGCCUUUAAAACCUUGAUCUCUUAAACCGAAUAAAUUAUGAAGAAAAUUAAGGAAGAAUUUUCAUAAUCUAUCUAACAAGUAUAUGAUAUGAUUGAACAGGAAAACUAAUCAUAU